CAACCCUUCUGAACAGUUAGGCCCAACAAGAGGGGUGGCCCCACAUGGGAUUCUCCUUAAAAACUGUUUGAUCUCAUGGACUUAAGUAAAAUGUGUCUUCGCUUUUGAAAGGAACAUCCGAUGAUGAUUUGGCCUCUAUGAGUGCUGAGAGAAGAGAGCUUAAUGAGAAGAAGAAGAAGCCAUUUGGAAUGGGAAUUGAGGAACUGUAAUUCCUUCCAUUGAACUCUACUGGUUUCUUGAAGUUAUCAAAGGGACAAAGCAGGAAGAGGUGUUGUUAAGUGAUAACAGCAAGUUUUUGCAGGGAGGGGAGGAAUUUAAUGGAGAAGAGAAGUAAAAGGAAGGCCCAUUUUCAACCACCAGGUUCAGGGGUUCCUUGGAGUAGCAUUUAAGGCUGCCAUUAGGACUAUAGCUUCUUCCUCUUUCCCCUUCUUUGCUUCUCUUCUUCUUCUUUUUCUUCAUCUUCUUCUUCUUCUUCACAUCACUCAACCCCCAAAAGCAAUCAAAAGUUGAGGUUUCUAGAAAUGGGGUUGGGGCCAAAAGGGAGAUAGGUUUAUUAAGUGUUGGGUUUUGAUUUGGGUGGCUUUGCCUGGGGAGCAAUAAUGGGACAUGGGUCAAGGGUUCAGAUCUUCCUCAUCAUCUCUGUCAUCAUUUUCCUCCUCCUGUUCUUGCACAACGCCCACAUCCUCAUCUCCAUUGAUAAUUCAUUCAGUGCAGCAGAGGAAAAGCCCACUUUCAAUGGCUUCCAAAAGUUGCAUUCCAUAGAAUUCAAAGCUCUUGCUGAUGGGAAGGUCUCAGGGGAGGAUGAGAAAGGAGAAGGGAGGGAAAGAAGCUUUGUUGGGGAGGAGAAGUUCAGGCUGUUGCUUGGGCUGAAGAGGUUCUUUGUUAGAAAGCCAUUAGGCGGCAAUGCUGGAUUCCUUGCCCCAUCUCCCUCUCCUUCUCCUGCUCUGGCCCCUGCCCGGGUUCCGCGUCGGCAUUCCAAGCCUCAUAAACAGAACCACUGGAAACCCGAACCUCUGAAGCAGAGCAGCCAUGAAAAGGGCCAUGGCAGCAGCACCACAAGAACUCUCGUGGCAGCUCUCGUGCCAGCGGGAGUCGCGCUGUUGGCCUGCAGUAUCGGGCUCGUCUGGGCCUGCCAGAAGUUUGUAAAAUCUCGAGGUGGGCAGUCAAAGAGGAUCCUGGCGUGCCGGAAGAGAGGUAAUGGAGGAGGAGGAGGUCUUAGGAGCAGACUGAAAUAUGGGGGUUCCCGAAGUUCGGCGAGUAAUAAGGUCAGCUUCAACCCUGGAAUCGAUCUGCUCUACCUCGAGUCAUUAGGAGUGGACUUAGAGAGGCAGGGUCCUUCAGCUUCUGAGGGGAAUCUGCCCCACUUCAAGCUUGAGAGCAACUCACCGAUACAAGAAAGGGUAAAAUCGGUGUCAGACGACGCCAGCAUUUCUUCAACCAGGGAGAUUAUGUCCGUCCGUAACGAUGAGGAACCAGCUCUUUACCAUUCCGUUAAUGGCCGGUCUUCUUCAUCAGAGGAUAGGAUCAUUAUCAUUGCGAAUGAAAACCAUUCUUCCGACGAAGAAUCUUUCCAUUCACUUGGCGACACUCAUGAGCGCCUCUCAGUUGCUUCGUUGGAUAAUGUUAGUGAUAGCUCAGCAGCUCUUCCCCGAAAUUUGUCAGAGACAAGUUCUUCAUUCUCUAACUCGCUGAAGGAUCGCCUUUCAACUCCAGGUUGCAGUACUAGUGAAGACCCGAGCAACAUCGAACCCGGGAGUGAAAAAUAUGAGAAUCCUAUAAGCUAUCCGCCUCCAUCACCACCACUGCCUCCGCCUCCUCCUCCUCCUCCCCCCCCUCCUCCCCGACAUUAUUCUUCUGCUUCACCGUCCACGUGCACUGUUGGGUCGCCAAAUAAAAGUGUACCAUCAUCUGAGGACUCGAAUUCUUGUUCACCAGCAAACCAAGCUCCAAAAGUGGCUUCCAGGAGUCCGUCUGGAAUUCCUCCGCCUCCAGCCCCACCUCCUCUCCUGAAAGGUACAAGAAACGCCCUUAAGGGCCCAAGGCCCCCUCCUCCACCAUCCCAAUUUCCCGAGCCGCCACCACUUAACAAGGAUGGAUCACCACUACCGAAAUUGAAGCCACUCCACUGGGACAAAGUUCGGGCGGCACCAGAUCAGUCCAUGGUGUGGGACAAGCUUAGAACGAGCUCAUUCGAGUUGGACGAGGAAAUGAUGGAAUCCCUUUUCGGAUACAACCUACAAAAAACAGUGAAAAAUGAGGAUGGGAAAAGCAGGACGCCGUCCCCAACUAAGCACGUGCUCGACCCAAAGAGGAUCCAGAACAUCACCAUACUCUCAAAAGCCUUAAACACGGACCCAGAGCAAGUCUGCAGUGCACUUCAUCGAGGAAACGGGUUGAGCCAGCAACAGUUAGAGGCACUGGUCAAGAUGGUACCCACAAAGGAAGAGGAGGCCAAACUCAACGGCUACAAAGGAGAUGUGAAUGAGCUCGGGUCUGCCGAGAAGUUUGUGAAGGUGUUGAUUGGAAUUCCCUUUGCCUCGCAGAGGAUCAAAGCGAUGCUUUACAGGGAGACCUUCGAGGAUGAAAUACUUCAUCUCAGCAAUUCCUUCUCGAUGCUUGAGGAAGCAUGCAAGGAGCUGAGAUCAAGCAGGCUGUUCCUUAAGCUGCUAGAGGCUGUUCUCAAAACUGGGAACCGUAUGAACGUCGGGACAAUCAGAGGAGGUGCAAAGGCGUUCAAGCUUGAUGCCCUCCUGAAGCUGGCUGACAUAAAGGGGACAGAUGGGAAGACAACCUUGCUCCACUUCGUGGUCCUAGAAAUUGUCCGGUCCGAGGGAAUAAGGGUGUCCGACAGCAUCAUGGGCCAGAUCGAUCAGAGGAACAGGAACAGGACAGCCGAAGAGAAGGAAGAGGACUACAAGAGGAUGGGGCUCGACCUCGUGGCCGGCCUAAGCACGGAACUCUACAACGUGAAAAAGACCGCGACAAUCGACCUAGACGUUCUAGCAAGCUCCGUCUCAAACUUAUCAGAGGGGAUGUCCAAGCUUCAGGAUCUGGUGUCCAAAGACGCAGUUUCGUCGGAUGAGGAAGGAAAAGUGUUUGCGCAGUCUAUGUGGGCAUUCCUGGGGUAUGCCGAGAAGAGCCUGAGGAAGCUCAAGGAGGACGAGGACAGUGUGCUACUGCAUGUAAGAGAGAUCGCUGAGUACUUCCACGGGAACGUGGGCAAAGAUGAGACAAACCCGCUUCGGAUAUUCGUGAUCGUGAGGGAUUUCAUGGGGAUGUUGGAUCAUGUUUGUAGAGAGCUGAGGAGCUCCAAGGUUCCUAGCAGUCCUAUGGCUCCUUUCAGAUAGACUGAAUUUGGACAAUGGAUUUUGUUUAUUGCGUGUGACUGCUUUUCUUUUUCUUUUUUUUUCCUCUUUAAUUUUUUUUUUUUUGGUUCUUCCUAAUUUUUGGUUAUUUUUAUUUGUUUGUGUGUAUAAUUUUGGAUUGUUUCAAACGGAUUUUACUAACUUCAGGAAAUUCUAGUUUUAAUCUUCUCUUCAAA
Molecule: messenger RNA, 3541 nt
Organism: Punica granatum (pomegranate)
Lineage: Eukaryota; Viridiplantae; Streptophyta; Magnoliopsida; Myrtales; Lythraceae
Source: RefSeq, a predicted model, not a curated record